Nothoprocta perdicaria is the source of this 808-nucleotide messenger RNA. RefSeq names its product mediator of RNA polymerase II transcription subunit 1-like. Lineage: Eukaryota; Metazoa; Chordata; Aves; Tinamiformes; Tinamidae. Gene Ontology annotation, molecular function: nuclear thyroid hormone receptor binding; nuclear vitamin D receptor binding; transcription coregulator activity. Gene Ontology annotation, cellular component: mediator complex. Gene Ontology annotation, biological process: regulation of transcription by RNA polymerase II; cellular response to thyroid hormone stimulus. The coding region runs from base 133 to 639 and encodes 168 amino acids. The record is from RefSeq and is a predicted model, not a curated record. The transcript is spliced from 4 exons.
GAUUGCCCAAAGCACUGUUACUUCAUAAACAAGGGCUCAGAAAAAGCAGAUUUAGCAGGAGCCUUGGUCAGUAAAAUCCCAUUUACCCAUCCGAAGUGUGUGCCUGGCCUAAUAGAGGUUCUUCGACAUCAGAUGGCAUAUAACACUCUUAUUAGCAGCUGUGUCUCCGAGAAGCACAUAAAUGAAGAUGACUCAGAACUGCUUUACUUUGAAGUCGCACCACAAAAGAACACCAGCGUUUCUGUUUCAUUUCCUCAUCCCAUGAAAGACAAUUUAGCUUGUGUGGUAAUUAAUGUCAUAACCUCCAGAGAAAUCCAAUGUAGUCUUCACUUACAUCCUCAAGAUCCAACUCUAAAUUCGAGUGAUGACUUUAUAUCAAGAGCUGUGAAGCGUUGUAUGUCAAUCCCAGUUGUCAUGAGAGCAAUCUUCAGGAACGCUGCCAAGGGGGGAGCAGGAAGCAAAACAGAAGAUAAGGAUGUAGACACAGAACAGAGACCUGCAUCGCCCUGCGAACUAAUUCCAGGCCCUAAUGGUCUCAAAGAGACUCCUUCUGGGGCUGGUCUGCAAGAUCUAGUAGCGAGAGAGAAGCAAAGUGCUCAAGGGGGCACAGACGAACGCCUUUCCACAGCUGAUCUGUAAACCCUGGGUGAUAGCACAGACGAGCACCUCUAGAGUGAACACACAAACUUCAUGCAGUGCGCUAGAAGGUAAUUACUCAGCUCAUACAGAAGCUGAGAUGGCAGAUGCCAAGUGAAAUACAAUCUUCGCCAGUUGCUUGAUGAUCAAACAAGAAAGAAAUACUCUCUCA